CUGAAUUUGGUUCGGUCAGUGAUAACCGCCACUUGCCAAGCAGCGGACGCGCCGCGAGCGACUGUAUUCAAAUCAAAACUUUGCAAUCGUGAUUUUUUAAUUGAAUUUAAAUUAAAAAUAGUGUUCAACUAACCAAAGACUAAGAUGCAGCUGCUGAGAUCUGUGCUCUGCUGCGUAGUGCUAACCAUCUGCGGACUCGAUGCUGACGCCUAUCGAAUACUGUUUAUGGGUCCCUUCCCAGCGCCCAGUCACUGGAUGUGGCUGGAGCACUUUCAGCGGGAUCUGUUGGAGCGCGGACAUCACGUGACCAGCCUCAACAAUCAUCCCACAAAGAAGCCGCACGAGAAUCUCACUGAGAUCAUACUCAAUCCCAGCUUUGAUAUACCCAAGCACUUUCCCAAGAAGAACAUAUUCACCAUGCGCUUUGCCAGCGACUUUCAGAAUCUGCAACUGUGGUGGAAAAUCGGUGAAUUGACCACGGAACAUGCUCUGCAGGAUGCACAGGUGAGGCGACUUAUCGACAGCCAGGACGAGCACUUCGACCUGGUCAUAUUGGAGCAGUUCUUUCACGAAGCGUUCCUGAUGUUUGGCCACAAGUUCAAGUGUCCCGUGGUCACAAUCGGCACCAUGGGCUAUGCGGACAACAUGGAUCAUGCAAUGGGCAUACUGACGCCCUGGUCGGUUAUACCCCAUUUGCUGCUUUCGCACACGGACAAGAUGACGUUUAGCCAACGUGCCUACAAUGCGUAUCUGUCUUUGUAUGAUGCCGUUAUUAGGCGUUGGCACUACAUGCCACUCAUGCAGCAGCUGGCCGAGAAGUACUUUGGAUCUGCCAUCGAAGGUGCCUUGCCUAAUGUGCUCGACUUGGAGCGCAACAUUUCCCUGAUGCUGAUCAACAGUCAUCGCAGCGUCGACCUGCCACGCCCCAGUAUGCCAGGGCUCAUCAAUGUGGGUGGAGCGCAUAUACGGCCCGCCCAGAAGCUACCGGCGGAUAUACAAAGCUUUAUAGAUAAUGCCACGCACGGCGUGGUCUACUUCAGCUUGGGCUCGUAUAUGAAGAGCACGGAUAUGCCGCCCGAGAAGACAGAACAGUUGCUCCAAGCCUUUGGCAGGCUGAAGCAGCAGGUGCUGUGGAAAUACGAGAAUGCGUCGAUUGGCCAAUUGCCGCCAAAUGUGAUGAUACGCAAGUGGAUGCCACAGAACGACAUUCUGGCACAUCCGAAUGUCAAGCUGUUCAUCUCGCACGGCGGCAUCUUUGGCACCCAGGAGGGCAUCUAUUGGGGCGUGCCCAUGCUGUGUAUUCCCCUGUACGGCGAUCAGCACAGGAAUACGAUCAAGUCCGUGCGGGAGGGCUAUGCGCGUUCGCUGGUCUUCUCGAAGAUGAAUGUCGAGGAUCUGGUGAGCAACAUCGAGAUGCUGAUCUAUGAGCCCGCUUACAAGCAAAGCGCGUUGGAAGUGUCCAAGCGAUUCCGUGACAAUCCGAUGCAUCCUCUGGAGGAGGCCAGCUACUGGAUUGAGUACGUCAUUAGGCAUCGCGGUGCUGGGCACUUGAAAUCACAGGGUGCCCAUAUGCCGCUCCAUCAGUAUCUGUUGCUCGAUGUGAUUGGCUGCGCGCUGCUCGCCUUGUGGCUGGCCGUGUGGCUGCCCUGGCGCAUGCUGCGCAAGCUGUACAAUUGGUGGGCGGCGGCAGCGGCGACAGCGCAGAAGCAGGAGACCAAGAAACGUCUGUGAAAUUUUUAAGAAAUAGUUGUAGAAUAUGUCUUUUAGUCACAUCCAAUGUACGGUGAUAUAAUUAUAGAAAUCACGAAUUUCCCUCUUUGCGAAAGAGGCUAAAGGUACAACAGAAAUGGGCAGCUUAUACUAGUCCCCCUCAAUAUGUAAUAUUUACAUUUAUUUACACACCUGUCAACACAAUCAAACCAAUUCAGGUUUUCACAACUUAAAUGCAAAAAUACAAAAAAUAAAUUACUAUAAAUCCCUCUAAA
Molecule: messenger RNA, 1985 nt
Organism: Drosophila hydei
Lineage: Eukaryota; Metazoa; Arthropoda; Insecta; Diptera; Drosophilidae
Gene: Ugt301D1
Product: UDP-glucuronosyltransferase 2B13
Exons: 4
Coding region: 145-1731 (528 amino acids)
Molecular function (GO): UDP-glycosyltransferase activity
Source: RefSeq, a predicted model, not a curated record